This is a messenger RNA of Gamsiella multidivaricata, 1327 nucleotides long. RefSeq lists its product as uncharacterized. Lineage: Eukaryota; Fungi; Mortierellomycota; Mortierellomycetes; Mortierellales; Mortierellaceae. The record is from RefSeq and is a predicted model, not a curated record. Gene Ontology annotation, molecular function: protein binding. The coding region runs from base 40 to 1101 and encodes 353 amino acids. The transcript has a single exon.
GGCUCCACCUCACCUUGUUCGCUCAAGGAACACUCAAGCAUGGACUCUCUGCCGACAGAGCUACUGUUGGUUAUUAUCGACCUUAUUAUCCUCGAUCAGCCCAGUCUCGCCUUAUGCAACCAACUGAACAAAAAGUGGCAUAGUCUCACUCGGCACCUUCUUUACAAGUCGCCAAGACUGCGCCGUCUCUCUGCACUCGAGGAGUUUCUGAGCGCUGUGGACACAUCAGAGAUGGUCCAAUACCUCCGCUCGCUUGACAAUUCGACUUGCCACAACUCUGCAAACUCGCCCAUGGAUACAAGCACUUCCCCAUCAAUAUCAGUAUCAGCAGCGUCUCGAUCUGGAUCUGUUCAGGCAUCUUCAACAACCGCAACAACAGCAGACACGUUUAACGUGGUAUCUUCAACAUUCACACCAUUAGACAUGCCUGUCGGAGCCCUUGUUAGGAUAAUCGAUCUGUCAAUGCUGCCUCACCGCUGGGACAGCGUGCAUAUCGGAAUGAUCCAUUCCCUCAUACAGGGCUGUCCGUUUAUCACCACUCUCAAUCUCAGCCAUUGCAUCCUUCUGCGCGACAAUGCCGUCCAAUUCAUUGCCGAAGAACUUGGUCCCCGGAAUUUAAAAUCUCUAGUCUUGUCCGGCUGUGUCAAGAUUUCGGAUCUGGCUAUACUCUCGCUGUGUGCCCAUGCUGCGGCACUAGAAAACCUGGAGCUCUCUGGUUGUGAACGGAUCAGCGACAUAUCGAUAUUGGAAAUUGGAUCAGCGGUUAUUACCAAGGUGCCUACUCAACAAAACUCAAGGAGUGCCCGGAUAUUAGGGCAGGGCAACGACAAUGGCCAAGUACCCUCAUCACCGAAGGGAAUCUCAAAGUCGCUCAGGAGCCUUGACCUGUCGCAUUGUACCAGGAUCACGGACACAGGGAUCAUGGGAUUGCAGAUGGGUGCAACUCAGCUCACCUCUUUGAACUUGAUGGGCUGCUAUGGCGUGCUGAUGGCCGACGACGGCAUGGUUUCAGACGAGUGGGAAGACCUGGACAUUUUGGAUCAGGCUGAUGUGUUAGAGGAAGGCAUCGACAAUCACUCUGUGGAUAACGAAGGGCAUUGAUAGGAUGUUGAAAUCCAUACCAGACCCUAAUAAAGGCGGCGGACGCCUGCUCAUAUUUGAUUGUGGUGCAGGAAGACGAAACACCGAUAUAACUCUUCUUGUUUCCUCACCAACUUUUGGUUGUUACACAAAUACCUGUUAUUGUAUACGUGAUUUCAAAACUUUAUUUGCCAACACCUUCCAAAUUCAUCUCGAAAUAAAGAUCGCCUUCCAGAAGGUCCUCCGC